AUGGAGCAAGACGAGUCUCAAACCCUCCCAGGAGAUUGGAAGAAGAAAGGAAAGAAUGUAGUGUGGUCUAAGGAGAUGGAUCGAUGUCUCAUUCUGGAACUUGUACUUCAAGCUAAUGAAGGUUAUAAAGUGGACAAGGGUUUUAAAGAUCACGCUUAUACUGUAGCUUUAUCAGCUAUGAAUCAAGUUUUAACAUUUCUCUCAGUCGAGACCAUUGUGUUAAUCGGUAAAUAUAUAAAUGCUAACUUGUCAAGACAAAUGGAUGUUAGUGUCGAUGAGUACACGCCGGUCUUUUAUCACAAUGAGAAAAUGGUAGUCGACAACUUGGGUGAUAUAGAAGGCAAUGGAUCUGGACAUCAACAAGACAAUGAUAGUAUUCAGAUGCCAACAUAA
Molecule: messenger RNA, 393 nt
Organism: Ilex paraguariensis (yerba mate)
Lineage: Eukaryota; Viridiplantae; Streptophyta; Magnoliopsida; Aquifoliales; Aquifoliaceae
Source: the annotation of a GenBank genome assembly